Corylus avellana is the source of this 1735-nucleotide messenger RNA. The record is from RefSeq and is a predicted model, not a curated record. Lineage: Eukaryota; Viridiplantae; Streptophyta; Magnoliopsida; Fagales; Betulaceae.
CUUUGGUUUUGUUCUACCAGAAACUUAGAUAGAGAAAGAGAGAGAGAGGAGAGAGGGAGGGAGAUUUUUAUUUUUUGGUCAGAGAGCGACCCAUUUCACUUUCCUCUUCUUUGUGCUAUAUAAGUGACUCAAAAAAGCUUGGGGCUUUAGGGUUUUCUGCUGGGAGAGCAUCAUAUUUCUCAAGAGCUUUUUUAUAAUACAUAAAUGGUGGACUCCCCAGAAUCAAGUUUGCAUCUGGAAGCGCUACACAAACAAAUAGCUACUACCUUCAACUAUCUUAAAUCUGAGUGCGAAAGCUCUAGUCUUUAAGGGGGGCGUUGCAUGUUGCAUCAAUGACAAGGAAGCAGCGUUUGAUUUUAGCUUUGGUAGUCUCGAAAUGAGUUUCGUUUGUUUUUGAAUAGAAAGAGUAGGAAUUUCCUUUACAUGGUUUCUGAGUGUGCCCAUAUGAUCUGUGGGAUGUCAGAGUACAAAGAGCAGAAGUGGUUUUUGGAGCAUACUCAUUUGAAGAUGUCUUCGAUUCAGCAUCAACUACAGCUAAAAGAUGGUUAUUUGAGCUACCCACCUCCUGUUUCUCCUUCAUUCUCAUCUCCAUAUACUGGUACUUUUCAUAAAGAAUCAACCCCUUCAUCAUCUGGUACUAGAAUAAGCCCAGCUCUUCUUUUCAUUAUAGUAAUUCUGGCUGUACUAUUUUUCAUCUCUGGUCUACUCCACCUUCUUGUUAGAUUUCUCGUAAAGCACCCAUCUUCCUCUGCAUCUACUCGAUCUAAUAGAUACCCAGAAAUUUCUAGCUCUGAUGCUCUCCAGAGACAGCUACAACAACUCUUCCAUCUCCAUGACUCUGGCCUAGAUCAAGCUUUUAUAGAUGCUCUUCCUGUUUUCCAGUAUAAAGAGAUAGUGGGUCUCAAGGAGCCAUUUGAUUGUGCCGUUUGUCUCUGUGAAUUUUCUGAGAAAGACAAGCUCAGAUUACUUCCGAUGUGUAGCCACGCUUUCCAUAUCAAUUGUAUAGACACUUGGCUCUUAUCAAAUUCAACAUGUCCUCUUUGCAGAGGGACCCUCUUCAAUCCCGGAUUUUCCAUUGAAAACCCAAUUUUUGAUUUUGAUGAUUUGAGAGAAGAAGAUGGUUGUAGUGGUGAUGGACAAAACCGGUUCACUUCUAGUCAAAAAAAAGUGGAAAUGGAAGAAAUUGUAGUCGAGAAGGGGGGUUUCCCAGUGAGACUUGGUAAAUUCAGAAAGCCAGAUGUUGAAGCAGGGGAGACUGAAGUGGGAGAGACCAGUAGCAGUAAUUUAGAUGCAAGAAGAUGUUUUUCUAUGGGAUCGUAUCAGUAUGUACUUGGCAACUCAGAACUCCGGGUUGCCUUGUACCAUGAUCGACAAGGCCUCGACAUAAAGCUCGCAAGAGGGAUAGAACAUAAUGGGAAUUCUUCCGUUGAUGGGGAUGUGGAAGGGAAGAAGAUUGGUACUGUGACUAAAGGUGAGAGCUAUUCUGUUUCCAAGAUCUGGCAGUGGUCAAAGAAAGGCAAAUUUUCAAGUUCUUCAGAUGUCCAGAUGGGCAUGCCACCUUCUCUUAAUACGGAAUUGCCAUGGAUGAGUAAACCACAAGGGACAUGAAGGUAUCUGUAUGAUUGUUUUCUUGGUCUAUAUUCCAUCCAUUGAUUAAAGCUUGUUAUGCUUUAGCUAUUCUUACUGAAAAGUUUUCAAGAUGCUAAUUCACCAAUUAUCCUAAAUGGUUGUGUCA